AUGGCAUCUUCCUCCAUGGCUCGAAAACGAAAGUAUGAUGUGUUCCUUAGCUUUAGAGGAGAGGAUACCCGUGAUAAUUUUACUAGCCAUCUCCAUGAUGCUUUAUGUCGCAAAAAAAUCAAGACCUUCAUAGACAAUGACCUUGAAAGGGGGGAAGAAAUAACACCAGGCCUUUUGAGAACAAUUGAAGAAUCAAUGAUUUCUGUAAUCAUUUUCUCCAAAAAUUAUGCAUCUUCUCCAUGGUGCUUGGAUGAAAUGGCGAAGAUACUUGAAUGCAAGGAAAUUUAUGGUCAGACGGUUUUACCAAUCUUUUACCGUGUAGAUCCAUCUGAUGUUGAAGGACUAAGUGGCAGCUUUGGAGAUGCAUUUAUUGUGCUUGAGAAGAACUUUAAGGAGAAAAUGGAAAGGAUGCCCCAUUGGAGGGCUGACUUGAUGAAAGUUGCCAAUAUAUCAGGAUGGGAUUCCCGUGUGAUAAGGUCUGAGGCUAAACUUGUGAAAGAAGUUGUGGAACAUAUUUUGGGGAAAUUGAAUCAUGCAUCCUCAGGAGAUUCAAAGGGUCUGAUUGGAAUAGACUCACACAUUAGACUGAUUAAAAAUUUGUUAUGCAUUGGGUUGACAAGUGUUCGUAUUGUAGGAAUUUGGGGUAUGGCUGGCAUAGGUAAAACAACUAUUGCUAGAGCUAUUUUCAACACUCUCUCAAAUCAAUUUGAUGCUUGCAUUUUUCUUGAGAAUAUAAGGGAAGAAUCAAAACAAUUUGAGGGGCUAGGUCGUUUAAGAGAAAAGCUUCUUUCUGAAUUGUUAGAGGAGGAAAAUUUACGUACUAUCACUCUCAAUGUAGAAUCUAUUUUCAUUAAGGACAGGAUCCGCAACAAAAGGGUAUUGCUUGUCCUUGAUGAUUUGAAUGAUGUGGAUCAGCUAGAAGUCCUAAUUGGAAGAUGUGAUUUUGCUUUGGGAAGUAGAGUUAUUGUGACAUCUAGAGAUAGGCAUGUUCUCGAGAAUAGAGUUGAUGAAACAUAUGAAGUUGAGGGAUUAGAUAAUGAUGAAGCUCUUCAAUUGUUCAGUUUGAAUGCUUUUAAGAAAAAUUAUCCCACUUCUGAUAGAUUGGAGCUAUCAAAUAAGGUGGUGAACUAUGCUCAAGGAAACCCCUUGGCACUUAAAGUUUUGGGUUCCUUCCUGCUUUGUGAAGGAGAGAAGAUUGGGAAAGCGCAUUGGAUAAACUUGGAAGAAUUCCUCAGCCUAAAAUUUUUCAUAUGUUGA
Molecule: messenger RNA, 1257 nt
Organism: Hevea brasiliensis (rubber tree)
Lineage: Eukaryota; Viridiplantae; Streptophyta; Magnoliopsida; Malpighiales; Euphorbiaceae
Product: disease resistance protein RPV1-like
Exons: 2
Coding region: 1-1257 (418 amino acids)
Biological process (GO): signal transduction; defense response
Molecular function (GO): ADP binding
Source: RefSeq, a predicted model, not a curated record